Molecule: messenger RNA, 694 nt
Organism: Erythranthe guttata (spotted monkey flower)
Lineage: Eukaryota; Viridiplantae; Streptophyta; Magnoliopsida; Lamiales; Phrymaceae
Product: 18.1 kDa class I heat shock protein
Source: RefSeq, a predicted model, not a curated record
AUGGCAGCCUUUCUACUGCGAUCACUACUUUCGGAUCCUUCAUUUACAGAAACUUUCGGGUUCGGGUCAUCGAAACCCGGCCCAACGAUGGACUGGAAGGAGACCCGAGAAGCCCACAUCUUCAAAUUCGAUCUUCCGGGUCGGGUUAAAGAUGACGUUAAGAUCCAUGUUCGGGAUGACAGAGUGUUACACGUAAGCGCCGUCAGUAAAGAAGAAGAAGAAGAAGAUUACGGCGGCGAAAAUAAGAGUAACUAUAAAUGGCAUUGUAAAGAGCGCGUUCGUGCGGGAAGUUUUUGCCGGGAAUUUAGAUUGCCGGAGAAUUGUUUGGUUGAUGAGAUAAAAGCCUCCAUGAGCGACGGAGUGCUGGUUGUCACGGUGGCGAAAGACCUUAACAAGAAGAUGAAAAAGCAUGCCGGAAAACAUGCUGUUCAAAUCUCCGGCGAUGGAGAUGAUUCGGGCUCUUCUGCUGCUACUAAAGGAUUUGGCCGAUUUGUUUGCUGCAAAGCUUAAUUUAUUUAUAUAAAUACAUAUUUAGUUUUGUGUAGAACACACACAACCACGUUUUGCUUUGUGUUUUGAAUUGUUCAUAGUUAUGUCCCAGCAUGGAUUAAUUGUUUGUCAAAUAUAUAUGUAUAUAUAUAUAUGUGUGUGUGUGUGUGUGAAACAACAGAUUAUAUUAGUGAUGAAUUUUUUA